GACGGGCGAGUAAUCAGUUAUUGCGUUUUUAAUUCUUUGAUUUGUGAAUAUCUAAUUUAUUAAAGGUGAAAGAGGGACAACUUUUCUAGAUUAGUUUUCAAAUAGGAUAAUCGUCACUUCGAAAUGCGUCGUAAAUCCUCCAGGAAUACAAGAAAUUUAUCUCCAGAAAAAGCAAAAUCAGAGUUGCAAAGGAAAUCGCAUAGACAGUCGUCUAAAAGGCGAAAGAGAUCGUCUUCAAGAUCAAGCGAAGAGUUAGAUGAGCUGCAACCUGAUGCUAAAAGUUCCGUUCUUGCACAAAAUAGCGCAUCAUCCGUAGAUGUAAAAUCUGACACUGAAACAAAAAUUAAUGAUGUAUCCGUAGAGUCUUUUGCAAGUGACAGUAACAUACAAGGUGAAAUCAACAUAGACGGACAAAAUCCAAAGGAAAUAUCUUCAGUUUAUGUUCAAGAACAUAGCUCCAUAUCAAAUAAUGAUAAGGAUUUUGAAGAAGGGAAAGAAGGUAUUGAAGAUAUGGAAGAGAAAAUAAACAAAGGUAAGUCUAAAGGUAAAAAUAACUCAAACUUUGAACAAUCUUCGGUUAUUAUUGAGCCUGAAACUGAAAAUGAAAAUGUACAGGGGACACAUCAGUCACCCUCUAAUGAUAAUGCUGAUAAUGAAAAUGUUGUUCAAAAUGUAAAUGAUACUCCGAAAUUCGACUCCAAGGCACAAGAUGGCAACAAACUUGAAGAUACUGUAGCGACUCAAAGUGAAGAUCAACAACAGAAAGUGCUAGAAGCAGGUUUUGUGAGUGAAUAUGCUGAGAUAAAUGAAUCUUCUCAAAAUAUCGAUAGUAAUGCCGUGUCUCAAAAAAAUUGCGAUGAAAAACCCGGAAUUAAUCCCACUGAAGAGGCUUCAGAAUGUAACAAUGGAAACGAUAAACUGAAAAAGUCUUCUAGUGAAGAAUACGAAAAAUCCAAACAUCGUGAUAGUUCUGGUUCUAAAAAAAGAAUCACUCUGAGAAGAUCCCCACCUGAAAAUAAAGAAACUGGCAAGAUUGAAAGUUCUGCUCUGAAAAUUGAAAUGUCUAAUUCCGCUGAUGAAAACAAGAAAACUGAUGAAACAAAACAAAGUAAAAAAAUUACUUUGAAGAGACAUACCACCGAUGACAGUAAUAUUAGUGAGGCACAAUCUGACAACAAAAACGUUAGUAUUUCCCGUAGUUUAUCGGAAGAGAUUGUAGAGAGGAAAACGAGACUGAGUAAUUUGUCUGAAGAGAAAGAGCAGAGCAAAGAAGGGAAAGCUAAUAAGGCAUUUAAGCAAAUAAAAUUAAUAAGGACCCUUUCGCGAGAUGGUUCCGACGGCGAGGAAAAGACUAAAAGGGUCGCCCUGAGACGACAAAGUUGGACGCGAUCCGAUUGGUUGAAUAAGCUCACAUCCUCGUUUUAUAAAGUGGACGUGGAAUCCAUAAAAAUCGUCUGCCCCAGUCUAGAAUUCCUUAACGAAAACGAGGUCGUCUUAGAGUCGACUCCCAGGGAACGAAAAAAAUCGGAGAGCGAGCAUAAGAGAAAAGCGUCCAUUGACAACAGGUCUGAAGAUUCCGACAGACCGGAUUAUGAAAAGCAGAUCUCGGAAGAUUCGUCUGGGGAGGCGAAAGUCGAAUCCAAUUCCAACAUAAUAGCCAUGAACAGGAAAAUAAGCAUCGUGGACGACACUGCGAGCAAAUUACUCCCGCCUCCCAGUCCAGCCAAGAAUCCCACUUCUGACGUGCUGUUCAUCACCAACUUGGUGAGACCGUUCACUGUGAAACAGCUGAAGGAGCUUUUGGAGCGGACGGGGAAAAUUAAGGAGGAGGGGUUUUGGACGGACCGGAUCAAGUCGAAAUGUUACGUGCAGUAUGAGACUUCCGAGGAAGCAGAGGCGACCAGGAACGCCCUGCACGGGGUCCACUGGCCCAUCGGGAACGGCAAGAAACUGGUCAUAGAUUACGCCACGGCGGAAGACCUGGACAAGGCGAAGAAUCCAGCUCCGGCCCCCGUUGUUCUUCCCGAGAAGUUACCCGAGAAAGAGAAUAGGGAACCGGAAAGGGGGGACGUCAAAGGCAAGGACAGGGACCGGGAGGACAGGAAGAAGAGGGACGCUCCGAUUCGCGAGUGGGAUUUGGGGAAGGAAGACCCACAUAGGAGGUUCUCGAGGAGUAGGAGCAGGAGCAGGGCAAGAUCGAGGAAACACAGUCGCCGGUCUUACACGCCAGAAGAUUACAUCAGUAAUAAGAAAAGAAAAAAUGAGGAUUCGGUUCCGCAAAAGUUGAUGGAUGACUUGUUUUUAAAGACCAAAGCUACACCGAGCAUAUACUGGCAACCCCUUACUCCAGAAGAAAUAGUGACGAAGCAGCAGCAGAGGCUGGUUCGCAUGGAGGAGCACAAGCGGAGGAUAGAAGAGAAUAGGGGGCGUGCGAGGGACGGCAGGCGUAUCCCGUUCAGAAGGCGUUAACGUUCUCAUUUUUUCAGAUUUUUUUCAGAGAUAAGGUUUAAAUGUGUGCAUGUGGAAAUCGCGUGGGUGUGUGCGUGUGUGGUUUUUUUCCCCCCUCCUUUUCUCUCCUCCCCUCUCCUUUGACGACUCUACUUUCCGUAAAUUUCCCAUUUCGGUGUGCGAGAGCGAACGCGUGCGGAUCUCCAGUAACCCUGAUUUUUAUAGGAUUCCAGCCUCAUCGUCCGAGUAAAGUCUCUUCCACGAGGGAUGCACGUAGUCGAGGAAGAUUUCUAAUUUGUCGAUUGUCGGUUGUCCGUUAUUAACUGUACCGUGGCCGACAGACACCAGUGUGGCAAUAUCGCACAAGCCGUUUUAAAUUUGUGACGAUAUCUUAGCAGAUUGUCUUAAAUGUUAUGCAACAUUCUCAACUUACUGGAUAUAAGUUACUAAUUGUAAAAAUUAAACGAGUUUAGUUUAAUAAUAAAUCUUUAUUUAAACCAUUUA
Molecule: messenger RNA, 2952 nt
Organism: Anoplophora glabripennis (Asian longhorned beetle)
Lineage: Eukaryota; Metazoa; Arthropoda; Insecta; Coleoptera; Cerambycidae
Gene: Acn
Product: apoptotic chromatin condensation inducer in the nucleus
Exons: 7
Coding region: 124-2469 (781 amino acids)
Molecular function (GO): RNA binding
Source: RefSeq, a predicted model, not a curated record